AUGGCUAGCCCUAAUCUGAACGAGAUCCAUGACUUUCUUGUGACAUUGGCCCACCAAGCAGGCGAGAUUAUCACAAAUGCUCUGCCCGAUACCGGGGGCGCUGGGUCCAAAAAGAACAGUGCCGAUCUGGUCACAGAAUAUGAUCGGGCAGUGGAGAAGAUGAUUUCGACAUCGCUCAAGGAGAGAUAUCCAGAUUAUGAGUUUCACGGCGAGGAGACCUAUGACCCAAAUCGGCCUUUGACCGAUGCCCCCACCUUCAUCGUGGAUCCGAUUGAUGGCACCGUGAAUUUCGUACAUAGCUUCCCCUAUGCCUGUGUCUCUCUGGGGUUUGCCGUGAGCCGAAUGCCUGCAGUGGGUGUGGUUUAUAACCCCUUCACCAAGACCUUGUAUUCGGCCAUCCGAGGUCAAGGCGCAUUUCUAAAUCACAAAACUCCUCUGCCCUUGAAGGGUGAGAAUGUGGAGCCCCUCUCCGGACUUUCCAAUGCUCUUAUUAGCGUUGAAUGGGGCUCCGAUCGUAGUGGGCCUAAUUGGGACACUAAGGUUCGCACAUUUGCAAAACUUGGCCAGGCAAAAGAGGACGGGGGCGCGAUGGUGCGCUCCAUGCGGAGUCUAGGAUCAGCCGCUCUUAACAUGUGCGCUGUCGCGGAGGGUACUAUGGAUCUGUACUGGGAAGGCGGUUGCUGGGAGUGGGAUGUCUGUGCUGCGUGGGUUAUCCUGACCGAGGCGGGAGGCAUCAUCGUGGAUGGCAAUCCAGGGGGUUGGGAGACCCGUUUGGAUGGACGCAAGUAUUUGGCCGUUCGAGGAGCCCCCGAGGCAGGACAGAGGCAAAUUGUGGAGGAGUUCUGGAGUAUCAUCCAAGGCCAAUUAGAGUAUUAG
Molecule: messenger RNA, 876 nt
Organism: Penicillium verhagenii
Lineage: Eukaryota; Fungi; Ascomycota; Eurotiomycetes; Eurotiales; Aspergillaceae
Product: inositol monophosphatase family protein
Exons: 3
Coding region: 1-876 (291 amino acids)
Biological process (GO): phosphatidylinositol phosphate biosynthetic process; signal transduction; inositol metabolic process
Molecular function (GO): inositol monophosphate 1-phosphatase activity
Source: RefSeq, a predicted model, not a curated record